This is a messenger RNA of Pezoporus flaviventris, 1585 nucleotides long. It is a transcript of the gene GPR20, whose product is annotated as G protein-coupled receptor 20. NCBI's taxonomy places the organism in Eukaryota, Metazoa, Chordata, Aves, Psittaciformes, Psittacidae. The transcript has 3 exons. Gene Ontology annotation, molecular function: G protein-coupled receptor activity. The coding region runs from base 249 to 1310 and encodes 353 amino acids. Gene Ontology annotation, cellular component: membrane. Gene Ontology annotation, biological process: positive regulation of Rho protein signal transduction; phospholipase C-activating G protein-coupled receptor signaling pathway. The record is from RefSeq and is a predicted model, not a curated record.
AGUAAACCAAAGAGGUCUGGUUCCUGUUUCAUCCCUGCUCCGGGCUGAGCGCUGAGGAGCGCGGUCACUCGGUCGAGGAAUCUGGGAGCAGGCUCAGGGAUAAGCAGCUGAGCUUUCUCAUCCAGGCUGUGAGCAGAUGUCUCUGUCCUGGGGUGAUAGCAUUCAGGUCCACAAGGAGAUUUUCUUCCCUGCAGCUCCUCUAACAUAGAAAGGAGAUCGAGCCAGAGAUCACUGGGAAGGCAGUGACCAUGCCGACCUCCUCCACCCAACUGCCAGCCCUUGACUCUAUCAACACCACCCAGCAACCCAAUUCCAGCAUCUACUUGUUCUCCAAGUUCAUCCACCCCGACACAGAACUGUACACAGAAUUCUACAGCCUGUGGAUUGCCCUGAUGGUGGUCAAUGCCAUCAUUUUCCUCGUGGGUGUUGUGCUGAACAGCUUGGCGCUGUACGUCUUCUGCUUCCGUACCAAGACAAAAACCACCUCUGUUAUUUACACCAUCAACUUGAUUGUUACUGAUCUCUUGGUGGGCUUUUCCUUGCCUGUCCGGAUCAUCAUGUUCUACAGUGCAGGGGACUGCCUCAAAUGUUCCUUGGUUCAUAUCUUUGGCUACUUUGUCAACAUGUACUGCAGCAUCCUCUUCUUGACAUGCAUCUGCGUUGACCGCUACCUGGCAAUCGUGCAAGUGGAGGCCUCACGUAAAUGGAGGAACCCUACGUGUGCCAAGGGGAUCUGUGUCUUCAUCUGGAUCUUUGCCACUGCAGUGACUUUCUCCAUCCUGACCAUGGCAAUACAGUUUGCUGAGUGCUGCCUCUCCAAGAUUCUGGUCCUGAUGGUGUGCGAGUACUUCUUCCCCCUCAUCAUCAUCAUCUUCUUCACCACCAGGAUUAUGUGUGCUCUGUCCAAGCCCAGCCUCAUGCACCAGAGUCGGGAGAGGAGAAUGAGGGCUGUGCAACUCCUUAUCACUGUGCUCAUCAUCUUCAUGAUCUGCUUCACUCCUUUUCACGUGCGACAGGUAGCAAUCUCCAUCAACCCGGACAUGCCCCAUGGUGUCAGCCUCCUUGUCUACCAUGUGACAGUGACUCUGAGUAGCCUCAAUAGCUGCAUGGACCCCAUUGUCUACUGCUUUGUCACCAAUAACUUCCAGUCGACCAUGAAAAACAUCUUUAGGAAAACCGAACCAGAGCGAACCAGUGUGGACAUCCUGGGCAUGAACAAGAACUCCAAGGGCCCCAGUGCAAUCAUCGCCUUCUCAAACACAAUAGGAAGCCCUGUGAGCUUGCCAUCACCAAGCAGUGUCCAGAUAUAACCCACAGCUGAUGGGACACAGUAAGCCAGUGUAGUGAUGCUGGAAUAUUGCUAAGAUGCACAACACUAUUGUCUUUGACCUCUUUGUUUUUUAGGCUGAGGUUCAGAAUGACAGUGGUGGGAUUAAUUUCUCAAGAACAUCGUGGUCUGUUUGGAAAAUGGAACUUGCAGUGAUGUUUCUACCAAUACAAAAGAGAAUCCAUUAAUUACUGUUCCAAAUGGGCUAGUUUUCUUUGUAUUUUAAUACAGACAUUUUGCUAGCAACAAAUUCUUCAC